UUUUCACAAUAAUCACUUACACCAAAACAUCUUCUUUUCUUCCAAACUUUUCUUCUACUUCUAAGAAUAUUAGGGAGGUUAAGUAAUAACAUAAGCAUUGGAGGUGCCAAGUUUUUUCUUUCUACCCAUGACUGUUAAGGCCAGUAGCCCCAAAAGGGGUCAUAACUGGCCACCAAUGGCAAUGGCAUUGGCCAUUGUUUUGAUUUCAACUAGUGUGGUUUCUGCUGCUGCAGAUAGUUAUAUUUACUCUUCUCCUCCACCACCUUACGAGUAUAAGUCGCCACCGCCACCAUCACCUUCACCACCACCUCCUUAUGUUUACAAAUCGCCACCUCCUCCAUCCCCAUCACCUCCACCACCUUAUGAGCACAAGGCUCCUGCUUAUGAGUACAAGUCACCACCACCACCAACUCCUUCACCACCACCUCCUUAUGUGUACAAGUCACCACCACCGCCAUCUCCUUCACCACCACCUCCUUAUGUGUACAAGUCACCACCACCACCCUCACCUUCCCCACCACCACCAUACUACUACAAGAGUCCUCCACCACCUUCUCCUUCACCUCCACCUCCUUACUACUACAAAUCUCCUCCACCACCCUCACCUUCCCCACCACCACCAUACUAUUACAAGUCUCCUCCACCACCAUCUCCCUCACCUCCACCACCAUAUUACUACAAGUCUCCCCCACCACCCUCACCCUCCCCUCCACCCCCAUAUAUACACAAGGAUCCACCAUACUAUUACAAGUCCCCACCACCACCUUCACCAUCUCCUCCACCACCAUACUACUACAAAUCUCCCCCACCCCCUUCACCGUCUCCUCCACCACCAUACUACUACAAAUCUCCUCCUCCUCCAUCUCCUAUUCCCAAAACACCUUACUACUACAAAUCUCCCCCACCCCCUUCACCAUCUCCUCCACCACCAUACUACUACAAAUCUCCCCCACCCCCUUCACCGUCUCCUCCACCACCAUACUACUAUAAAUCUCCCCCACCACCGUCACCCUCUCCACCACCACCUUACUAUUACAAGUCUCCUCCCCCACCUUCACCAUCUCCUCCACCACCAUACUACUACAAAUCCCCUCCUCCUCCAUCUCCUAUUCCCCAUACACCUUACUAUUACAAAUCUCCCCCACCACCUUCACCAUCUCCUCCACCACCAUACUACUAUAAAUCUCCUCCCCCUCCAUCUCCUAUUCCCCACACACCUUACUACUACAAGUCCCCACCACCACCCAAGGUUCUUCCUCCACCAUACUAUUACAACUCUCCUCCUCCACCCGUUGCAUAUCCUCACCCACAUCCCUACCACCACGCAUUGAUUGUGAGGGUAGUCGGUAAAGUCUACAGCUUCAGAUGCUAUGACUGGGAGUAUCCUGCAAAGUCUCACAACAAGAAACAUCUCCAAGGUGCUGUUGUUGAGGUAACAUGCAAAGCCGGAAGCAAAAUCGUUAAGGCUUAUGGUAAAACUAAGAACAAUGGAAAGUAUGCCAUCACAGUUAAGGACUUUGACUAUGUCAAAUAUGGUUCGACAGUGUGCAAGGCUGCCCUAUAUGCUCCACCUAAGGGUUCACCCUUCAACAUACCUACAAAGCUAAAUCAAGGAACAAAGUUGUACUUGAAAUCCAAAGACAAGUACGAGGUUGUGCUCAAGGCUAAGCCAUUUGCUUAUGCUUCAAAGAAACAUUUCAAAGAAUGUGAGAAGCCUAAGCCUUCACCAACUCCUUACUACUACAAAUCACCUCCACCUCCCUCACCAGUUUACAAAUACAACUCACCACCUCCACCGGUCCAUUAUUAUUCACCUCCAUACACCUACAAGUCACCUCCUCCCCCUGUGAAAGCGGCACCAACUCCUUACUACUACAAAUCACCUCCACCACCCGCACCGGUUUACAAGUACAACUCACCCCCUCCACCGGUCCAUUAUUAUUCACCACCAUAUACCUAUAAGUCACCUCCUCCCCCUGUGAAAGCGGCACCAACUCCUUACUACUACAAAUCACCUCCACCUCCCGCACCGGUUUACAAGUACAACUCCCCACCUCCACCGGUCCAUUAUUAUUCACCUCCAUAUACCUACAAGUCACCUCCUCCCCCUGUGAAAGUGGCACCAACUCCUUACUACUACAAAUCACCUCCACCACCCGCACCGGUUUACAAGUACAACUCACCACCUCCACCGGUCCAUUAUUAUUCUCCACCAUAUACCUAUAAGUCACCUCCUCCCCCUGUGAAAGCGGCACCAACUCCUUACUACUACAAAUCACCUCCACCACCUGCACCGGUUUACAAGUACAACUCACCACCUCCACCGGUCCAUUAUUAUUCUCCUCCAUACUACUACAAGUCACCACCCCCACCAUCACCAUCACCUCCUCCACCAUACUACUACAAGUCCCCACCUCCACCAUCACCAUCCCCUCCUCCACCUUAUUAUUACAAAUCUCCUCCUCCACCUAAAGAGAUUGUACACCCUCCAUACUACUAUAAGUCACCACCCCCACCAUCCCCAUCACCUCCUCCACCAUACUAUUAUAAGUCUCCACCUCCACCAUCACCAUCUCCACCACCACCAUACUAUUACAAGUCACCACCUCCACCAUCUCCAUCUCCUCCUCCACCAUACUAUUAUAAGUCACCACCUCCACCAUCCCCAUCCCCUCCACCACCAUACUACUAUAAGUCACCACCUCCACCAUCCCCAUCCCCUCCACCACCAUACUACUAUAAGUCCCCACCUCCACCAUCCCCAUCCCCUCCUCCACCAUACUACUAUAAGUCCCCACCUCCUCCAUCACCAUCUCCACCACCACCGUACUAUUAUAAGUCACCACCCCCACCAUCCCCAUCCCCUCCUCCACCAUACUAUUACAAGUCCCCACCUCCACCUAAGGAAAUAUCACAUCCUCCUUAUUACUAUAAGUCACCACCCCCACCGUCACCAUCCCCUCCCCCUCCAUAUUAUUACAAAUCUCCUCCACCACCGUCACCAUCCCCUCCCCCUCCAUACUAUUACAAAUCUCCUCCACCACCAUCACCAUCACCACCACCUCCCUACUAUUACAAAUCACCUCCACCACCAUCCCCAUCACCACCACCACCAUACUACUACAAAAGUCCCCCUCCACCGUCUCCAUCUCCUCCACCCCCCUAUUACUACAAAUCUCCACCACCACCAUCACCAUCCCCACCCCCUCCCUACUAUUACAAAUCACCUCCACCUCCCUCACCAUCACCGCCACCUCCUUACUAUUACAAAUCUCCCCCACCUCCAUCUCCAUCUCCACCACCUCCUUACCACUAUCAAAGUCCUCCUCCACCAUCUCCCAUUUCUCAUCCUCCCUACUACUACAAAUCCCCUCCACCACCAUCGCCGUCUCCUCCACCUCCUUACCACUAUGUGAGUCCUCCCCCACCAGUAAAGUCACCUCCACCACCAACUUAUAUCUAUGCUUCACCACCACCACCUCACUACAACAGGUUGCAAGUUUUUUUCAUUCUACCCAUGACUGCUAAGGCCAGUAGCCCCAAAAGGGGUCAUAACUGGCCACCAAUGGCAAUGGCAUUCGUCAUUGUUUUGAUUUCGACUUCUGUGGUUUCUGCUGCUGCAGAUAGUUAUAUUUACUCUUCUCCUCCACCACCUUAUGUGUACAAGUCACCACCGCCUCCAUCACCGUCACCACCGCCUCCAUAUGAGCACAAGGCACCAUCUUACCAGUACAAGUCACCCCCACCUCCAUCACCAUCACCUCCACCACCUUACAUUUACAAGUCACCACCACCUCCAUCACCGUCACCUCCACCACCAUAUGAGCACAAGGCUCCAUCUUACCAGUACAAGUCACCCCCACCACCAUCACCAUCACCACCACCACCUUACAUUUACAAGUCACCACCGCCUCCCUCACCGUCACCUCCACCAUCUUACAUUUACAAAUCUCCACCACCUCCACCCUAUGAGCACAAGUCUCCAUCUUAUGAAUAUAAGUCUCCCCCACCUCCUUCACCAUCACCCCCACCACCCUAUGAGUAUAAAUCACCUCCACCACCAUCUUAUGAGCACAAGGCUCCAACAUAUGUGUACAAGUCACCACCUCCUCCAUCCCCAUCACCUCCACCUCCUUAUUAUUACAAACCCCCACCCCCCUCACAUUCCCCUCCACCACCUUACUAUUACAAAUCUCCACCACCACCAUCUCCCUCACCUCCACCUCCAUACUACUACAAGUCUCCCCCACCACCGUCACCCACCCCACCCCCACCUUACUAUUACAAAUCCCCACCGCCACCUUCACCAUCUCCCCCACCACCCUACUACUAUAAAUCACCCCCACCACCUUCACCAUCUCCUCCACCACCAUACUACUACAAAUCACCCCCACCGCCAUAUGAACACAAGACUAAACCAUACUAUUACAAGUCUCCUCCACCACCAUAUGAACACAAGACUAAACCAUACUAUUACAAGUCCCCACCACCACCUUCACCAUCUCCUCCACCACCAUACUAUUACAAGUCCCCACCACCACCUUCACCGUCUCCACCCCCACCAUACUACUACAAAUCACCUCCUCCUCCAUCACCUAUUCCCCAUACACCUUACUACUACAAGUCCCCACCACCACCUAAGGUUCUUCCACCACCAUACUAUUACAACUCUCCUCCUCCACCUGUUGUGUAUCAUCACCCUCAUCCCUACCACCAUGCAUUGAUCGUGAAGGUAGUGGGUAACGUCUACAGCUUCAGAUGUUAUGACUGGGAGUAUCCUGAAAAGUCUCAUAACAAGAAACACCUCAAAGGUGCUGUUGUUGAAGUGACAUGCAAAGCCGGGAGCAAAAUCAUCAAGGCUUACGGUAAAACUAAGAUCAAUGGAAAGUAUGCCAUCACAGUUAAGGACUUUGACUAUGUCAAAUAUGGUUCAACAGUGUGCAAGGCUGCCCUUUAUGCUCCACCUAAGGGUUCACCCUUCAACAUACCUACAAAGCUAAACCAAGGAACAAACUUGUACUUGAAAUCCAAAGACAAGUACGAGGUUGUGCUCAAGGCUAAGCCAUUUGCUUAUGCUUCAAAGAAACAUUUCAAAGAAUGUGAGAAGUCCAAGCCUUCACCAACUCCUUACUACUACAAAUCACCUCCACCUCCCUCACCAGUUUACAAGUAUAACUCACCACCUCCACCCGUCCAUUAUUACUCACCUCCAUAUUACUACAAGUCACCUCCUCCCCCCGUGAAAGCGGCACCAACUCCUUACUACUACAAAUCACCUCCACCUCCCGCACCAGUUUACAAGUACAACUCCCCACCUCCGCCAGUCCAUUACUAUUCACCUCCAUACACCUAUAAGUCACCUCCUCCUCCUGUGAAAGCAGCACCAACUCCUUACUACUACAAAUCACCUCCACCUCCCGCACCGGUUUACAAGUACAACUCACCACCUCCACCGGUCCAUUAUUAUUCUCCACCAUACUACUACAAGUCACCACCCCCACCAUCUCCAUCACCUCCUCCACCAUACUAUUUCAAAUACUAUUACAAGUCCCCACCUCCACCAUCACCAUCCCCUCCUCCACCUUAUUAUUACAAAUCUCCUCCUCCACCAAAACAAAUUUCACACCCUCCAUACUACUAUAAGUCACCACCCCCACCAUCACCAUCACCUCCUCCACCAUACUAUUAUAAGUCUCCACCUCCACCAUCACCAUCUCCCCCACCACCUUAUUAUUAUAAGUCACCACCCCCACCAUCCCCGUCCCCUCCUCCACCAUACUACUACAAGUCUCCACCUCCACCUAAAGAAAUAUCACAUCCUCCAUAUAACUAUAAGUCACCACCCCCACCAUCACCAUCCCCUCCCCCUCCAUACUAUUACAAAUCUCCUCCACCACCAUCACCAUCACCACCACCUCCCUACUAUUACAAAUCACCUCCACCACCAUCACCAUCACCUCCCCCUCCAUACUAUUACAAAUCUCCUCCACCACCAUCACCAUCACCACCACCUCCUUACUAUUACAAAUCACCUCCACCACCAUCCCCAUCACCACCACCUCCAUACUACUACAAAAGUCCCCCUCCACCAUCUCCAUCUCCUCCAUCCCCAUAUUACUACAAAUCUCCACCACCACCAUCACCAUCCCCACCCCCUCCCUACUAUUACAAAUCACCUCCACCUCCCUCACCAUCACCGCCACCUCCUUACUAUUACAAAUCUCCCCCACCUCCAUCUCCAUCUCCACCACCUCCUUAUCACUAUCAAAGUCCUCCUCCCCCAUCUCCCAUUUCUCAUCCUCCCAACUACUACAAAUCCCCUCCACCACCAUCGCCAUCUCCUCCACCUCCAUACCAUUACGUGAGUCCUCCCCCACCAGUAAAGUCACCUCCACCACCAGCUUACAUCUAUGCUUCUCCACCACCACCAAUCUACAACUAGCCUCACAACACCAAAUCACCAUUGGUGAUAAAUUAUGUUCUAGUUUUCAUCAAGGAAUAAAGUCGUCCAUUUGGAGCAAAGUGAAACAACUAGCUCUCUGUCCAAAUUAUUUGAUGGCCAUCUUGCACUUCCUAAUCUUAUUGUGUUCAAGUGACUGGCUAAUCAAAAUGUGGAAGCGAGAUUAAUUUAUUUAUUAUCUCUUUGAUUUAUAUGUGCAUAGAUUGAUAUUUCCCUGUAUGAUAACUUUAUUUUUAUUGAGGAUUUUUUGUAUUGUACCCUGUUGUGUUUGUUAAAAUAAGUAUUAUCAAUGAAGAAUUACCUUCAAUUUCUUUC
Medicago truncatula (barrel medic) is the source of this 6775-nucleotide messenger RNA. RefSeq names its product titin. Gene Ontology annotation, molecular function: structural constituent of cell wall. The record is from RefSeq and is a predicted model, not a curated record. NCBI's taxonomy places the organism in Eukaryota, Viridiplantae, Streptophyta, Magnoliopsida, Fabales, Fabaceae. Gene Ontology annotation, biological process: plant-type cell wall organization.